Exophiala aquamarina CBS 119918 is the source of this 738-nucleotide messenger RNA. RefSeq lists its product as uncharacterized. The coding region runs from base 1 to 738 and encodes 245 amino acids. NCBI's taxonomy places the organism in Eukaryota, Fungi, Ascomycota, Eurotiomycetes, Chaetothyriales, Herpotrichiellaceae. The record is from RefSeq and is a predicted model, not a curated record. The transcript has a single exon.
AUGGCACCUACCAUCGCCGCCACUGGCUCCGUGGGUAACCAGCUCCUCCAACUGUUCUCCCGCUCUUUUCAAUCUAUGUCUUCGCGAGCUCUGGACGACGGGAGCCCACCACCCCUUGCCUCUGUCUUCGCGACAAUCAUAAAAGACGCAGGGCACCUCACCCGCCGCGCCAUACGGGAAGCCCUUGGCCCCCGGACAUCCUCAGCCAACGAACCCGUAUACCUCACGUCACCGCCGUCUCUACAAAAACGCCAAGGGGUUGUCCUCGCCAUCCCCACCACCUAUGCAGGCCUCAACUCUGGCCCUGCGCCUGGUGCUGUUGUGGGCAUAACCUUAGGCGCAAUAGCAGGCUUCAUCGUCAUUUUGUACAUCAUCCUAUCCGCCAUCCGUCUCUCUGGAUGGAACCAGCGCGAGGAGGUGAUCGUGGAAGAACACCAUCACCGACGCUCGCACGGCCGCUCCAGGAGCCGAUCCCGCGCCAUGACUGAAGUCAGCAGUCCACGGCGUGAGCGGAUCGUGCGAGAACGGGAGGACAGAGUGGUGGUGGAGGAGCGGCACAUGGAGCCUGAUAGCGUCAUCGUCGACGAGGAGGAAGAUGAUGUUGUUGAGGUCAUCGAGGAGCAUUCGCCCGUGCGGCCGCCCAAGAGGGAUCCUCCUCGACGUAGCGGCUUCCGCACGGUCGAUCCGGCCGAGUUGGGUGGUGGAGGUGCUCCCAGGCGGAGUCUGCAUAAGCGAUAA